Nicotiana tabacum (common tobacco) is the source of this 669-nucleotide messenger RNA. Lineage: Eukaryota; Viridiplantae; Streptophyta; Magnoliopsida; Solanales; Solanaceae. The record is from RefSeq and is a predicted model, not a curated record.
AGUGACCUCCUCACGUUGGCGUUCUCUGACGGAAUCAAAUGGGGAUAGAUCUGAAAGUGGGAGGUAAGAGCAAGAAGACGAAGCGCACAACACCUAAGUCUGACGAUGUUUACUUGAAACUCCUUGUCAAGCUUUACCGAUUUUUGGUGCGGAGGACCGAAAGCAAGUUCAAUGCUGUGAUUCUUAAGCGGCUAUUUAUGAGCAAGACCAACAAACCUCCCCUUUCCCUUUCGAGGUUGAUAUCUUAUGUCAAAGGAAAGGAGAAUAAGAUUGCCGUCAUUGUCGGUACCAUUACGGAUGACGUUAGGGCUUAUGAUGUUCCGACACUGAAGGUGUGUGCUUUAAGGUUCACAAAAACUGCAAGGGCAAGGAUUGAGAAGGCUGGUGGAGAGUGUUUGACAUUUGAUCAGCUUGCUCUUAGGGCCCCACUUGGUCAGAACACGCUUCUCCUCAAAGGUCCUAAGAAUGCUCGUGAAGCAGUGACGCACUUUGGUCCAGCACCUGGUGUUCCACACAACCACACCAAACCAUAUAUGCGUUCAAAGGGAAGAAAGUUUGAGAGGGCACGUGGAAUAAGAAAGAGCAGGGGUUACAAAGUUUAAGUUGAUUUUCAUUUGUACUGUCAGGUUGGCUUAAGCAAUUAUUGCAGCAAUAGAGAUUUUGAAGAUU